UCCAUACGAUAAACGUUUACAGUAGAGAUUUUUGUUGUUUAUUUCGUUGGCGUAAUUUUUGUUUUAAAAAUUAAUUCUUUUAGACCAAAAUAUAAUGUCCGAUGAUGACGAUAUCCAAUACAUCAAACGCCAACGUACCCUACACUAUGGUUCGCUUGAAGAAACAGAACGAAAGCGUCAAACGAACGCGGCGUCUCUGGCCGGCACAACGCCGGCUGCAACAACAACAGCAGCGAGCACAACAACAACAGCAACUGCCGGGCAGCUCGAAGACAUCGAAUCUGACGAAGACUAUGAGGAAACGAAUAAGAAGUCCAGUAGCACAAAGGGUUUGCCUCCACCCACUGCUGCAUCGCUAGCUAACAAAAUCGAUGAUGAUUAUUUUGAUCUGGAGACGGAAAUGGAGCGCGACAAAGUUGCGUUGCUCGAGGAGUUUGAACGCAAGAAACGUGCACGUCAAAUCAAUGUGUCCACUGACGACGCUGAGAUCAAGAACAAUUUGCGACAGUUAAAUGAGCCAAUCUGCUACUUUGGUGAGGGGCCCGCGGAGCGACGACGUCGCCUAAAGGAGCUGCUCGCCAGUCUAGGUGAGAAUGCGAUCCAUAAAAAGCAGAGCGAAGAGGAGGAGCGCAAGACACAACAGCGAGAGCAGGAGGCUACCUGGUAUCACGAGGGUCCUGACACAUUACGUGUGGCACGUCUAUGGAUCGCCGACUACUCCUUGCCACGUGCUCGCGAGCGCCUGGAGCGCGCUAAGGAGGCACUGGAGGUGCCCAGUGCUACGCGGGCUGGUCGCAUGGUCGAAAUGCAAAAGAAGCUACAAUCUCUGGCGCCGCUUUGCUCCCAAGUGGGUGACACGCGUCCCGUGAGCAGCGCUGCCUUCAACGAAGACUCGACGCUGCUGAUGACGGCCUCGUGGUCGGGCCUUUGCAAGCUGUGGAGUGUGCCCGACUGUGAGCUGAAGCAAACGCUGCGUGGUCAUGCCAGCUACGUGGGCGGCGUCGCACUGCGUCCGGGAGUCAAGGCGGACGAGGAGAAUGUAGUAGCCAUGGCCUCGGGUGGACACGAUGGCGCUGUCAAGUUGUGGGGCUUUGGCAAUGAGGAGUCAAUUGCUGAUAUUACUGGUCAUAUGCCGCAUCGCGUCUCCAAAGUGGCGUUUCAUCCGUCGGGUCGCUUUCUGGCCACUGCUUGCUACGACUCUUCGUGGCGUCUUUGGGAUCUGGAGCAAAAGACCGAGGUACUGCAUCAGGAGGGUCACGCCAAGCCGGUGCACUGUCUCAGUUAUCAAUCCGAUGGCAGCGUCCUGGUUACUGGCGGAUUGGAUGCCUUUGGUCGAGUUUGGGAUCUGCGCACUGGACGCUGCAUCAUGUUUCUUGAGGGCCAUUUGGGUGCCAUUUUUGGUGCAGACUUUUCACCGAACGGAUUUCAUAUUGCAACCGGAUCGCAGGACAAUACAUGCAAGAUCUGGGAUUUGAGGCGUCGUCAGCCGGUUUAUACGAUUCCUGCACACACAAAUCUGAUUUCGGAUGUCAAAUAUCAGCAAGAUGGUGGCAGCUUUUUGGUCACAUGCUCCUACGAUUCGACCACAAAGAUCUGGUCGAACAAAACGUGGCAACCGCUAAAGACGCUGCAAGGACAUGAUAACAAGGUCAUCUCCGUUGAUGUCUCUCCCAAUUCACAGUAUAUAGCGACGACUUCGUUCGAUCGCACAUUCAAACUGUGGUCACCUGAUAGUUGAUGAUCACGCUGAUCACUCAAAUUCUAUUCAAAUUUCCAUCUACAUCGACAUUGGCGGCUUAUAGCCUCCGAUCUGUUAUAAGCUCAUCUUUUGUAUUUUUAUUGUUUUCGUUAAAUCACAGACAAUAGCCCAAACGUUUUUUACCAUUUUCACAUAUUUUCCGUUUUUGUAAUGCAAUUUGUUAAUUUAGUUAGGCGAAACAAUGCAUUUCGUAAAAUUAAGAACUUUGUAUAGAAAUUGUUAAUU
Molecule: messenger RNA, 1984 nt
Organism: Drosophila albomicans
Lineage: Eukaryota; Metazoa; Arthropoda; Insecta; Diptera; Drosophilidae
Gene: U4-U6-60K
Product: U4/U6 small nuclear ribonucleoprotein Prp4
Exons: 1
Coding region: 95-1738 (547 amino acids)
Biological process (GO): mRNA splicing, via spliceosome
Cellular component (GO): U4/U6 x U5 tri-snRNP complex
Molecular function (GO): protein binding; U4 snRNA binding; U6 snRNA binding
Source: RefSeq, a predicted model, not a curated record